GGUUGCAGUUUCCCACACCACACUCCUCCUCGGAAACUUCCGUCGUCGUGUUGUUAGCUUGACUUACGGAUCCAACGAGAGAAGUACUUACUACUGCUCACAUUCUCGUGGAAUCUGAGGUUUUACGGGUUUUAGCGAAUUGAGAUUUAAUAUUCAGACAUCUUCUUCUUCUUUUUUUUCUCUUGUUCCGAGGUCUGAAUCACACUGGUGUCUUCCUGUCCUGAUCUGAUCAACGAGACAACAUUUGAUUAAAGGGGACAAUUCACAAGGCAUCAUUACAUAAUUUUGACAGAACAAAGUUCUCUUGUUAGGUGUCUCCUGUAGAUCGAUCAUCUUUGCAAGUAUAGUUGCAGUGAUAGUGAAGAUGGGCUUGCUGAAGAAAAAGGAUUCAGCUUCUGCUAGCUCCUCUACUUCUCCAUGCGCCAAUUUGAGAAAUGCUUACCACAAUUGUUUCAACAAGUGGUAUUCAGAGAAGUUCGUGAAAGGGCAAUGUGAUAAAGAAGACUGUGUUGCUGAGUGGAAUAAGUACAGACACUGUCUCUCGGAGAAUCUAGAUGGUAAACUUCUCACUCGCAUGUUGGAGGUUGAUGGUGAGCUGAAUCCAACAAGUCAAAGCUGAUUUAGAAGAAACUAGUGCUUGAUGUUUCUGAACAACAUUGUCUCUUUGAAACAGAUCCCAAAUUGAGCAACUUUUUUAAAAAAAAAAAAGGAAAACAUACUAGAAGCAGAAUGUUGUAGUAUUCUUUAUUUUUGGCACACGAAAUUUCAAGAACUGAUAAAUAAGAGAAGAAAGAUAUGUAAA
Messenger RNA from Raphanus sativus (radish), 802 nucleotides. RefSeq lists its product as uncharacterized. The transcript is spliced from 4 exons. The record is from RefSeq and is a predicted model, not a curated record. Bases 365 to 619 code for a protein of 84 amino acids. Lineage: Eukaryota; Viridiplantae; Streptophyta; Magnoliopsida; Brassicales; Brassicaceae.